Mugil cephalus (flathead mullet) is the source of this 3346-nucleotide messenger RNA. RefSeq names its product centrosomal protein 72 (gene cep72). Gene Ontology annotation, molecular function: protein binding. NCBI's taxonomy places the organism in Eukaryota, Metazoa, Chordata, Actinopteri, Mugiliformes, Mugilidae. The transcript has 14 exons. The record is from RefSeq and is a predicted model, not a curated record. Bases 196 to 1833 code for a protein of 545 amino acids.
UGGGGAGUUGUAGGGCUGGGGAACUGAUUUUGAGGAUCUUUAUCGUUGCUCUAGCACUGCCAACUAGAGCAGUAAAAUACAACUUGUGAAGAAAACAAAAACAAAAAUAGCGUCACUGCAGUGUCGCUUUUUUCAACGGCACUGAGAAAGUCCUAUUUUCCGGCAGAACCUGAAGGCAACAAAAGUUCGAAAAGUAUGGCGGCGGCGGAGUGUUUGACAACACUAACAGAGCAAUGGAUACGAGACAGAUUACAUUUAAAACAUCCGUGCCUCGGCGACGUCCGGACAUUGAGCCUCCCGGGGACAUAUGAGGAGAAGAUUGGACAUCUGGGAAAUGCUCUGAAUAAUUUCGUCCGAUUGAAGUCUCUGGAUCUCUCCUGCAAUGCACUCGUCUGUGUUGAGGGGGUGCAACACCUAAAAAUGCUGGAGAGGCUGAUCCUCUACUAUAACUGCAUACCUUCCCUCGAUGAGCUCAAAGUGCUGUUCGAGCUGUCCUCUCUGAAGGAGCUGGACAUCAGGCUCAACCCUCUGACCAAGAGUUAUCCCAACUACCGCCCCCAUCUGGUGCAUGCCAUGCCCAACCUGCGCAAGCUUGACAGCUGCUCGGUCAGAGACACAGAGCGCAAAGCUGCCAUAUUGCAGUUCUCCUCUGAUCUUCUCCCAGAGCAGAAAAGCUCCUCUCAGGAUGGGAUUGAAGAGCAAAGAAGCAGUGAUCAAAGGCUGGCUCUGGUUAACCGUGUAACCAAGAAUCUUUCUGUCCUGACUGAGAGUCAUGAUAUUGUCUUGAACUUUGCGGCAAAUCACAGAGGCCAAAGUGAAACUGGCUCCGACUCCGUUCACAAGGACACAGAAGGACCCAAAGAACAAGAUUCAAGUGAUUUUACUGAACAGAGGAGUUCAACACCUAAACAGGAAACUGCGAAAUCUAUCCUCAGAUAUCCUCCCACCAAAAAUGUGACUGAAAGACCCAAAGUGUCCUUUGGCCCCUACAUAGAGAAACGUAAAUCGGUGUCUGGAAAACAAAAGCAAAAGGACGUCCCCAAACAGACGAGACAUGCAGCCAAAGGUCAUUUUACUCCACAUCCUGACCAAAGUCACCGUCAUAGUCCUUCAUUCAUUAAUAUCCGGCCUCCCAGUCCACGACGUCCCGGUCUGAAUCUCUCAGACCCUUCUAACCCCAUCUUACAUCCUCCAAGACUGACGUACUCUAGCCUGAACAAGACAGCAGGGGGCUCUAGCCUGCCUGAGAAGAAAAAAAGGGGUAGUUAUAGGAAACCCUUGGAGAUGCUCCUCAACCUUGUGGACAAACACUGGACGGGAGAGCGAUCUCUGCAUCAUAACAACAACUUCCUGUCACAAGCAGUCCAGAUUCUCUCUAUGAUGGAAAGCGAUAUUUCCAGUCGGGAGGCUGAGGUCAGGACCCUAAGACGGGAAGUCGACGCUCUGGGUUUCCAGGCUGCGGCACGAGAGGAAGAGCACAAAUCUGAAGUUCGUAACCUCUCUGCUCAGCUGGAGGAAUCUCGCAGAGCUGUCGGUAAACUAAAUGAGCAGCUGAGGAUCGUCUUGGAGGAGAAUGUCGCUCUGCAGAAACAGCUCAUCAAGUUAGAGCGGCAGUAUCUGAAAUCUAUGAUGAAGAGUUCACCCAUUACUCAGAUCAGAGAGGCUCAGACCGAAGUGGAGGAGCUGAAGAAAGAAAUCGAGGGGCUGAGGGAGAAAGUGCAAGAGGCCGAGAAAGUGAAGGACCUGUCAAAUAUGCUGCAGGAAAGCCACAGGUCUCUGGUGGCCACCAACGAGUGCCUGCUGGCCGAGCUCAAGGGAAGCGGGGAACAUUAAAGCAGUUUGAAUGAAGAGAUGAACACGGGGAUAAAAAAAUAUCCAGAGCGAGACUGUGACAAGCUUCUCACGAGCACGACCUCCUGCAGCUACGCGCUGUUUUAAAUGUAUUUUUACUUUAUUUAUAUCAUUGCAUUGUACUUUUUUGUGUGUGUGUGUGUGUGUUCAUUUUUGCCCCUUCUGAUGAAUUAAGUGUUUAUUAUUUCAGAGAAAACAUGUAUAGGCUUUGUUUGCUUGAUGUAAACGGUAACGGGGGAAAGCAAUUCAUUCAGGAAACUUUGUAUAUAAGUGUGUGACAAGGCUGCUAUGCUAACAAAUGAUUUUAGGGGGAAAAUGUCAGUGAGAAGGUCGUAAUGUAUUUUCUGGAUCUGUGGAAAGUCUCUCUUUCUCUGUUUUUUUUUUUUUUUUUUUUUUUUUUUAGGUCAGUUGCGUUGCCGUCUGCUUUGUAUGGCGCAGUGGAAUGAAAGCGUCUAGGUUCCAGCUGCACUGUGACUUUAUUUAUGCCUUUGCCUUCGGGCUGGAGAGCUGCACACACACGCUAAUACGAGACCUAGCACACCAGGUUAGAAUUUCAGUGCUACAGAGGCAAUAUAGCUUUUUAUCUGAACGUUACAGGUCACUGGUUGGUGCUAAAGGCGUGGAGUUCGACACUGAUCCCAGAAAAGCCAUAAGAAUAUAGCACACACUUUGACACCCCCGUACUGUAUUCGGUUUGUUUUUUAUUUUCAAUAAUGCACUACAAAUCAUGAACACACUUUAAGAAGUCUAAACAAGGACAAAAAACACGCUGCAUGCACUGGGGCACAAUAGUACAUUAAAAGUUAUUUGAAAAAAGACAAAAUUGUUCCUCCACAUUAAAGGUGCACAGUAUUUGGCAUUAAGCACAGAAGACGGAUCGCACUACUGCAGCAGACGAACACAAAAAAAAAAGAAAUCGCGCCGAUAGCUGCUAGUUUUGCACUCGAUGCAUGAUUCUUCAUCAGCUGAGGCUACAGGUAGUGUGUGGAAAAAAAAUGAUCUACAAAAGUUUAUUCCUUGCUUGCAGUCUUCCCUUUAUCUGAUACAGUAUGUAAGGAGACAUUAAAGCCCUGCUUGGUUUCAGUUCAGAUUUGUGCUUCGUAUGACGGUGCCACGCACGACAGGUACUUUUAAAUCAUACGACUAGAAUAGCAUUAGAGGACAGCUGACUUUGUACAUGUACGAGUUGAUACACAUUGAAUUCAAGCAAUACAAGUUUUUAUCACAAAUUCAUCACUUAAGAUUUUUAGCAAGAGAAUAUUUAAGCCUGUCCAGUAGUCUGUCCACACAGUAGUUUCCAUAAGACGUGACUCCUACUGUCAUCUAUAUGCUUCUGAAUCAAAUGCAAUAUACAGAACAUGCACAAAGUACAGCAAUACAGGGAAAAAUAAGGACUGAACAAGAAGCCAGUGUUUUAAAUUAAGCCAUGUGGCUAAAACCUUUUAGAAUAUACACAAUCUUACCACAAAUAUAUUAGAACUACUGUAUAGAAAUC